AUGGACUGGGCCCGGGCUGCCCGCAGCUGCCUCUGCCUCCUGCUGCUGGCCGUGCCCGGGCAGCCGGGCCGCGCGGGUUUCCAGGAGGUCUCUCUGUUGUCUUCCUAUGAAGUUGUUGUCCCACAGAGGCUGGGGAGAGACCGGCGAGAGGCCUCCAAUGCCUCCUCAGUACAGGACCAGGUGUCCUAUGCCAUCCAGAUAGAGGGGAAGGAGUACACCAUCCACCUGCAAAAGAACAAAGAACUGCUGCCCAAAGAUUUCACUGUUUAUACCUACAGCAAGGAGGGGAAGUUGCAAUCUCACUACCCAGAUGUCCAGGAUCACUGCCACUACCAGGGAUAUGUGGAGGGGAGCCUGGAUUCUGUGGUUGCUGUCAGCACCUGCUCGGGGCUCAGGGGUUUGGUGACCAUAGGGAACAUCACCUAUGGAAUUGAGCCCCUGGAUUCCUCUGCUGGCUCCAAACACAUUUUCUAUCGACUGGAUGACGUCAAGAAGGAGCCCAGCACGUGUGGGGUGGCCACUGGAGAGCAUGCAGAGGAACAUGCAGAGGAGAAUCCCCACCCCAGCAUGACCCAGCUGCUGCGGAGGAAGAGAGCAGUCCUACACCAAACAAGAUAUGUGGAGCUGUUCAUAGUGGUGGAUAAAGAAAAGUUUGAAGACUUUGGGAAGAGUGAAACAGAAGUAAGAGAGCACAUGGUGCAGCUGGCAAACUUCUUGGACAGUAUGUACCUCAUGUUGAACAUCCGCAUCGUGCUGGUGGGGCUGGAGAUCUGGAAGCAUGAGAACAUCAUCAGCACCGAGGGGGGAGCUGGGGAUGUCUUGGCCAACUUCGUCCAGUGGCGGGAGAAGAACCUGGUUGUGCGCCGCAGGCACGACAGCGCCCAGCUCGUUCUGAAGAAGGGGUUUGGUGGCACAGCUGGGAUGGCCUAUGUUGGAACUGUGUGCUCCAAGAGCCAUGCAGGAGGCAUCAAUGUGUUUGGCAGAAUCAGCAUCCAGAUGUUUGCAUCCAUCAUGGCUCACGAGCUGGGCCACAACCUGGGCAUGAACCACGACGACGAGCGCCUCUGCCACUGCGGGGCCAGCAGCUGCAUCAUGAGCUCCGGCGCCUCAGGAUCAAGGAACUUCAGCAGCUGCAGUGCAGAGGACUUUGAGAAGCUCACUCUCAACAAAGGUGGAAGCUGCCUGCUGAACGUGCCCAGGCCUGAUGAGACCUACAGUGUCCCAUACUGCGGGAACAGGCUGGUGGAUGCUGGGGAGGAGUGUGACUGUGGCUCACCAAAGGAGUGUGAGAGUGAUCCCUGCUGUGAGCCAGGGACUUGCAGGCUCCGAUCCGGUGCCGAAUGUGCUUACGGCGACUGCUGCAGGAACUGCCGGCUCCUUCCCGGCGGAACCGAGUGUCGGGCAAGCAGCAACGAGUGUGACCUCCCUGAGUACUGCAAUGGCAGCUCCCAGUUCUGCCAGCCUGACUUCACUGUCCAGAAUGGGCACCCCUGCCAUCACCAGGAGGCUUACUGCUACAAUGGUGUCUGCCAGUACUAUGAUGCCCAGUGCCAGGAUAUCUUUGGCUCAAAAGCCAAAGCAGCCCCCAACAUUUGUUUUGCUGAAGUGAAUUCCAAAGGGGACAGAUUUGGCAACUGUGGUUUCCAUGGACAUGACUACAAGAAGUGUUCCAGCUGGAAUGCUAUGUGUGGGAAGCUGCAGUGUGAAAAUGUGAAGACCAUGCCUGUUUUUGGCAUCAAACCUGCCAUUAUCCAGACUCCUAUUAGAGGUACCACCUGCUGGGGGGUAGAUUUCCAGCUAGGCUCUGAUGUUCCAGACCCAGGAAUGGUGAAUGAAGGCACCAAGUGUGGGAAUGGGAAGAUCUGCAGACACUUCCAGUGUGUGAGUGCCUCUGUGCUCAACUACGACUGUGAUGUGGAGAAGCAGUGCCAUGGGCAUGGGGUGUGCAAUAACAACAGGAACUGUCACUGUGAAGCAGGCUGGGCCCCUCCCUACUGUGACAGGAAGGGCUAUGGGGGCAGUGUGGACAGUGGACCUCCCUACAAUGACAAGGACACCUCCCUGAGGGAUGGGCUCCUGGUGUUCUUCUUCCUGGUGCUGCCGCUCCUGCUGGCAGCGGGGCUGGCGCUGGCCCGGAGGGACAGGCUCAAGAGGUGCUGGAGAAGGCUGAAGGCUCGCUGCCACUCGUCGAUGCAGUCCCCACCUCCACGGACAGAAACUGACCCCAGAGACUACCACCACAGAGGCUUCUCUCAGGCCAUGCCUUAUGCUCCAAGAGGUGUUCCCAUGGCUAUGGAACCAAAUGCCUACCCUGUGCCAUCUUACCCAGUUAACCAGCACCCCCAGCAGGCUUACCACCAGCCUCCCCAGCAGGCUUACCCCCAGCCUUACUACCCAUCCCCACCAUACCAGGCACCACAGCCACAGAAGCUGCCCACCAGGCCACCACCUCCCCAGCAGAAAUGUGCACCUCAGGGACCUCCUCCAGCCCAGCAGAGAUGUUUACCUCAGGGACAGUACUUCCCCUCUCGACCAGCACCUUUGCCUCCCAAAUAG
Molecule: messenger RNA, 2556 nt
Organism: Indicator indicator
Lineage: Eukaryota; Metazoa; Chordata; Aves; Piciformes; Indicatoridae
Gene: ADAM9
Product: ADAM metallopeptidase domain 9
Exons: 22
Coding region: 1-2556 (851 amino acids)
Biological process (GO): membrane protein ectodomain proteolysis; cell-cell adhesion mediated by integrin; transforming growth factor beta receptor signaling pathway
Cellular component (GO): plasma membrane
Molecular function (GO): integrin binding; metalloendopeptidase activity
Source: RefSeq, a predicted model, not a curated record